AUGAUUUUACGCUUAUUUAGAUUUUUGGUAGGAGGAACACUUGCUACCGGAGGCGCUGCACUGCUCGCCUUGUACAUUUAUCAGAACAGGCUUAUAUAUCCUUCAUGGGCAGAAGGUGCUCGAGACUUUGUCGAUACUCCCGAUAAAUACGGACUUCCUUACACAGAGCACCAUAUCAAGACUGCAGAUAGCAUAGAGAUUAGAGCUUACGAUAUAAGAAAUGAAAAGUCGAAUGUGACAUGGUUGGUACUAUGUCCAAAUGCUGGAAACAUCGGCUACUUUUUGUCAGCUGCAGAAUUGAUAUAUCGUCGGUUUAACGCCAGUGUCUUCAUUUAUUCCUACCGUGGCUAUGGUUACUCUCAAGGAGUGCCCUCUGAAAGCGGCCUCAAACUUGACGCAGACGCUGUCAUGAAGUUUUUGCAGCAGGACUCUUUUUACAAGACCCAAAAGCUAUUGCUCUACGGGAGAUCUCUGGGCGGUGCGAAUGCCAUCUACAUUGCCAGAAAAUAUUCCCAUGUCUGUGAUGCUGUUAUACUGGAAAACACCUUCUUGAGCAUACCGAAGGUCAUCCCCCAUAUGUUCCCAUUGCUCUCAUCAGUUUCCUUCCUAUGCCACGAAAAAUGGAACUCUGAGCGAGAAAUGAAAGAAACAGAUCCUACUUUACCAUGGCUUUUUCUUUCAGGUCAAAAAGAUGAAAUAGUUCCACCACAGCACAUGCAGCAGCUAUACAAUGACUGUCCUAGUGAACGGAAACGCAUUUACCUUUUCCCCAAGGGACACCACAAUGAUACUAUCAUCCAAGAAGGUUAUUGGGAGCAAAUUCACAGGUUUUUGACGGACUACGUAUGA
Lachancea sp. 'fantastica' is the source of this 849-nucleotide messenger RNA. Lineage: Eukaryota; Fungi; Ascomycota; Saccharomycetes; Saccharomycetales; Saccharomycetaceae. The record is from the annotation of a GenBank genome assembly.